AUCUGGUCGGGCUGUGCUGUGAUCUGGUCGGGCUGUGAUCUGGUCGGUGAUCUGGUCGGGCUGUGCUGUGAUCUGGUCGGGCUGUGAUCUGGUCGGUGAUCUGGUCGGGCUGUGCUGUGAUCUGGUCGGGCUGUGAUCUGGUCGGUGAUCUGGUCGGGCUGUGCUGUGAUCUGGUCGGGCUGAAUCAGGGAGUGAAGGGACAUUAUCCUGCAGACAGCUGAGGCCGGGGGUCUGAGCCCAGGACUUCACCCCUCCAGAGGAUUUCAUGUCCUCAGGUCACUGAGUCCUAGGACCUACCUACCACAGUGUGCAUACUGUCAGUGUGUCCAGAUGACCACGGAGAACCAUAACCAGCACUUAGACCCUUCAGCUCCCCUCUCUUCCAGCCCCACCACAGGGGCUCUGAUAAGCCAGCAGUCCGCGGCCAUGGACACCUCCUCCUCCACUUCAUCAUCAUCCAAGAACAAGAAGCCAAACUCCGGGCUCCGGCGUCCAGAGAAACCUCCUUAUUCGUACAUUGCCCUCAUUGUCAUGGCCAUCCAGAGCUCCCCCACCAAGAGACUCACCCUCAGUGAGAUAUACCAGUUCUUACAAGCCAGGUUCCCCUUCUUCAGGGGCUCCUACCAGGGCUGGAAGAACUCUGUCCGCCACAACCUGUCCCUCAAUGAGUGCUUCAUCAAGCUGCCCAAGGGGCUGGGGAGGCCGGGCAAGGGCCACUACUGGACCAUCGACCCUGCCAGCGAGUUCAUGUUUGAGGAAGGAUCUUUUAGAAGGAGACCUAGAGGCUUCCGAAGAAAAUGCCAAGCUCUGAAGCCCAUGUAUAGGAUGAUGAAUGGCAUAGGCUUUAGUACUUCUAUCCUACCCCAAGGAUUUGAUUUCCAGCCCCCACCAGCUUCCCUGGCAUGUCAUAGUAAUGGCUAUAACUUAGAUAUGAUGACAAACUCUAUGACAGGAGGAUACGAUGGAUUGAGUGGAGGUCACCAUGUCCCACAUAUGUCCCCCAAUCCUGGGUCUACGUAUAUGGCCAGUUGCCCUGUCUCUUCUAGUGGUGACUAUGGACCUGACAGCAGCAGUAGCCCUGUCCCUUCUUCUCCGGCUAUGGCCAGUGCUAUGGAAUGCCAUUCUCCUUACACCACUCCUACGGCCCACUGGGCAUCAUCGGGGGCCUCGCCCUACUUGAAGCAGCAGGCUAUGCCACCUAGUAAUGCGGCAUCUGCAGGGAUACACUCAGGCAUGUCCCCCUACACCUUAGAACAGACAUACCUCCACCAGAACACCAGGGAGGACCUCUCAGUGGGAUUGCCCCGUUACCAGCACCACUCCUCUCCAGUGUGCGACAGAAAGGAUUUUGUCCUCAAUUUUAACGGGAUUUCUUCUUUCCACCCGUCUGCCAGUAGUUCUUACUAUCACCACCACCAUCACCAGAGUGUCUGCCAGGAUAUAAAGCCCUGCGUUAUGUAGGGGUAGACUGGACUCCGGGGCAAGGAUCCUUAUUCAUGGCUUGUUCUCCUUAGUGCUGGACCAGGCUCAUAGACUGCACUGUAAUCAGUUACCCAUGACCCAUCACUGCUCUGCUGGAUCCGGGUCAUGUUCUGUGCCUAGAUGAUCGGCCGUGGCAGGUGGAGUCGUGUCCCCAUGGUCCCUGGUGGCUGGUGGCAGUCUAGUCCCUUUAUCUUCCCUCUCCCCAUGGACUUGUUCAUGUAUUGAGGCACUUAUCUGCAUUAUUGCUCUCCAAACACAGGUAAUAAUAGAGUCUCCUAUGUUUACAGUAUUGUGUUCAGGAAACUGUCCAGACACACAAGGACCAUUUCCAAUAUCCAGUAUUGUCCCUGAGGGUCACAUGCACUUCUUACAUGAACUGUAGUUAUACAGUAUCUACCAACCUAUUACAGAGACCUUUCCUUGUCUUUCUACCCACCUUGCGAUGUACCAAUGUGAAUUUACACCUUACUGUAAUCCACUUUUUUUUUUUACACCUGCAAAACAGCAACUCAAUCUGUAAUCCAACAUUAAGUAUUACAGAAUACAUUCCUUAUGGUAAUUAAAAAAAAUAAGAAAAACUGUCUUCUAGUUUGAAUGAACCUAUUAGUGUAUUUUUUAUAUAUUUUAAAAAAAAAUGUUUUGGUGUAACAAAAUGUUUUCUUGUUUGUCCUUUUAAAUGUAAAUAUUUUCCAUGUGACUUAACCAUGAAUCAUGGCUGAUGUCGUAAAAUGAUCAUCUGUAAAAAUAAUCUCCACAAGGUGGAAACCAUCCAAUGAUUCUAAAUUCUGGAGAAGAGACAAAAUCCGACAACGCUUCUACCCCCAUUACCAGUGUAUAUAUACUAGGAAAUAAAUAAUUUAGGAUGGAGGGAUACAUAGAAAACAAUGCUGUUAUUGUGUCCAGUUGUUAUGUCGCAGAAUCUGUAUAAUCAUCACACUAUGCUUUGUAAGGGAAGAUUAUAUUUGCACUUAUGUAGUCGGGAAAUAUUGUUUUUGUAGUCGGAUGUACAUUUUCUUUUCAAUAAACGUGUAUAA
Molecule: messenger RNA, 2516 nt
Organism: Hyla sarda
Lineage: Eukaryota; Metazoa; Chordata; Amphibia; Anura; Hylidae
Gene: FOXF2
Product: forkhead box F2
Exons: 2
Coding region: 331-1461 (376 amino acids)
Biological process (GO): regulation of transcription by RNA polymerase II; animal organ morphogenesis
Cellular component (GO): nucleus
Molecular function (GO): RNA polymerase II cis-regulatory region sequence-specific DNA binding; DNA-binding transcription factor activity, RNA polymerase II-specific
Source: RefSeq, a predicted model, not a curated record